CUAUGUUACAACAAAUUAUUACACUUUCUUUUAUGUUUCUUCAUCAUGUCCAUCUCUGAUCAAUCUCUAUUUCCACAAACACCAGUAGAAUCCAAAGAACAUGAAGAUCACUACAACAAGAUUUGCGAGGAUUACAAUCACUUAAUGGAAACAUUGCCCAAAGGUAAUGGAUGGAGAGCGAAACACCUCUACAACUACAAUGGUUUCUGGAUAAGCCCCAAAUACAUCAAAGCCAACUUGCUUCUUCACGCUUACUUCAAACCUCAACCUACUGACAUCUUUUUGGCCUCUUUCAUGAAAUCAGGAACCACAUGGCUUAAAGCUCUCAUCUUCUCCACCCUUACCCGCCACCUCUAUAGCUUCUCUGCCCACUACUUACACCACCAUGGCCCACAAAGCACUUUUCCUUUUCUCGAAAGUGAAUGCGAAAACUUCCCCAUAACUGACUUCACACAUAUGUCUUCUCCCCGACUUUUUGCAACCCACUUCCCCCGCACCCUCUUACCGGAAUCCAUGACUUCAUGCAAGUUCGUUUACAUCUGUCGAGAGCCGAAAGAUGUUUUGGUUUCGAAAUGGGUUUUCAUGAACAAAAUUAGAGAGAAAGAUCUACCUCCGUUUUCUUUUGAUGAAGCGUUUGAUCUUUUUUGUGAAGGGGUUUCGAACUACGGGCCGUUUUGGGAACAUGUUCUGUCGUACUGGAGAGCGAGUUUGGAGUCACCGGAGAAGAUUCUAUUUUUGAAGUAUGAGGAAGUGAAGAGGCAGUCGGAGGUGGUGGUGAGGAGAUUGGCGGCAUUUAUGGGUAUCCCAUUCAUGGCGGAGGAAGUUGAGAAAGGUGUGGUGGAGAACAUUGUGAAGCUAUGUAGCUUUGAAAAUUUGAGUAAUCUGGAGGUGAAUAAGAAAGGUGUUGAAAAAUUUGGUACGGUGGAGGUGGAGAAUCGUGAAUUUUUCAGGAAAGGUGAGAUUGGAGAUUGGAGAAACUAUCUUUCUGAUGAGAUGAAACAACGCAUUGAUGGAAUUAUAGAUGAGAAAUUUAAAGGUUCUGGCUUGAUAUUUGGCUCGUGAUUCAGUAGUGGCUUAUGAAAACUCCUUUCAGUGUAUCCUUGUAAGUGUAAAUAGGCUAGUUGUAAAAUAUGUUUCCUACACGAGUGUUUUUUUGUGCGUGUGUGUAAGACUAGCAAAUAAAGGAGAAGGCUCUAUUAGUAUGAACUAUACACCACGUUGUGUAUGGCAUAUUUGUUCAAUUAAGAAGAAAAAUCAUCACAUGUGGAGGAUUACCCGUUGGAUGGAUGUACACAAGUGUUUUGGAUCAUGUGUUGGCAAUAAUAACAAAAAUCUAAACUCCACAA
Molecule: messenger RNA, 1346 nt
Organism: Lactuca sativa (garden lettuce)
Lineage: Eukaryota; Viridiplantae; Streptophyta; Magnoliopsida; Asterales; Asteraceae
Product: flavonol 3-sulfotransferase
Molecular function (GO): sulfotransferase activity
Source: RefSeq, a predicted model, not a curated record